AUGGAGGCCCCGCCGGCUCCGCCGUAUGCGGACGCGAAGCUUGGGUCCGUGUACUGGGAUGCCCGCCACGCACGGGCCGGUGCCGCCUUCUUUGACUGGUAUGUCACCUUUGCCAGGCUACUGCAUGUGUUCAACGUCCUGCUGCCCAGCCCAGAGGCGAGCCCGGAGAUCCUGGAGGUGGGUUUUGGCACCUCUGAGAUCCCACUGCGGCUCUUUGAGAACGGCUGGGAGCUGGUAACUGCCAUCGACACCUCAGCCGAAGCCGUUCGCUUGGCCAAGGGCCGUGGGCAGCAUCAGCGCAAAGCGGCCCUCCAGUUCCUUCAGAUGGACGCGCGGGCCCUUGAAUUCCCAGAUGAAUGCUUCGACGUGGUUCUCGAUAAGGCCACGCUUGACACGAUUCUGUGCGCUGGCGAUGGCGGCGGGCAAGCCCAGGCCUACCUUUCCGAGGCCUACCGAGUGCUGAAGCCCAGAGGGCUCUUUCUCCUGGUGUCGCACUCCGGGCCAUCCUUGCGACUCCAUCACCUGGCGCAGGGGCACCUGCUGGAUCGCGUUGUGAUCAUCCUGCUGCUUGCAGACGCUGCGCUGGAGCUGACUGAUGAACUUGAGCAGGCCAUCGAGGAACACGCAGCUUCAUUUGUCGAGCUCUACUUUGCCUGCGCCAAGCCGAAGAAAAACAAGGUGGGUAACAGCAUGAGCAUGGAAGCGGCCAACCUUCGCACCUGA
Molecule: messenger RNA, 723 nt
Organism: Symbiodinium natans
Lineage: Eukaryota; Dinophyceae; Suessiales; Symbiodiniaceae
Source: the annotation of a GenBank genome assembly